Messenger RNA from Leishmania mexicana MHOM/GT/2001/U1103, 342 nucleotides. RefSeq lists its product as hypothetical. The transcript has a single exon. Bases 1 to 342 code for a protein of 113 amino acids. The record is from RefSeq and is a predicted model, not a curated record. Lineage: Eukaryota; Euglenozoa; Kinetoplastea; Trypanosomatida; Trypanosomatidae.
AUGGGCAGAAGGACCACAUUUGAUGAUGUCUGCGCUAACGAGGCGAAUGCGUGGUGCAUCUGCCUAGAGAACAACUUGGGCGGUAAAGAUGUUCACAAGAAGUGCGGCGUGCAGCAGCAGACGUUCGACACGUGCGUUUCGGCGUGGCGCGCCAAGGUUGGCAACGUUGUUCAGGUGAAGGGGGAGAACGAAGGGGAGCCGCCUCUCCAGUGUGCGUCCAUGUCCUGCCACAUUGGAGAGUGCUUGCGCAAGUACAACUACGACUUUGAGCGGUGCAAGCCGCACAUGCAGUUCUUCAAGUACUGCGUCAAGAGCUUCUACGGCCAGGACUACAUUGCGUAA